CUGGUAGAUUAGAUUACUGUGCGCAUCGGCCCGUCACGUCACUCAAUCCCAUUGCGAUCAUCAGAAUUUCGGUUCUUUCAAAUUUCCCUCCUUUCUCGAUAAAUAAGCUUAUUGGUACUUUUCUCUCUCUUUCUGGCGAUCGACCUACUCUGUUUCACAUCACUGUAUCAUCGUCGAAACCAAGUCAAAUCAAAUCAAAUCAAAUCAUGCCAGACCAAGUAAACGUCCUCUUUGUCUGUCUCGGCAAUAUUUGCCGCUCACCCAUGGCUGAGGGCAUCUUCCAGAACCUUGCCAAGCAGCCGAAUCUCAAGGAUAAGAUUGGGCGCAUCGACUCUUGCGGUACAGCUGCUUAUCACAGCGGAGAACCCCCGGAUGACAGAACCAUGGCUACCCUCGAGGCCAAUGGUAUAAAUGAUUACGACCAUCUCGCGCGGCGCUUCCACCCGAGCGACUUCAACACCUUUGACUACAUUUUCGCUAUGGACAGAUCGAACCUCUCUGAUCUUCACAGACUACAGAAGAACGCCCCAGACUCCAAAGCCAAGGUUAUGCUGUUCGGCGAAUUCAGCGGAACAAAGCGACCCGAGAUCGUCAACGACCCUUACUAUGGGGGAGACGACGGUUUCGCAAAGGCGUAUGAGCAGUGCACACGGUUCUCCAAGAACUUUCUCAAGGAGACUUUCGGAGAAGAGUAAAUGGAUGGAUGAUAUUGAUGGAGUUGGGGGGUGAUGAUGGAUUUAAUACCCGAUAUUUGUACAUACAGAUGAUCAAUGAAGGGAAACGAGGCAGGUUAUUGCAUAUUAGAGGGGACUAACUAGGUAGAUUAGAAUAAUUAUUGACACUUAAAACAAAUUUGAUGACUAUUGGCUGAAAGAUUCCCAGC
This is a messenger RNA of Fusarium verticillioides 7600, 883 nucleotides long. RefSeq lists its product as hypothetical. Gene Ontology annotation, biological process: protein dephosphorylation. The coding region runs from base 207 to 695 and encodes 162 amino acids. Gene Ontology annotation, cellular component: cytoplasm. Lineage: Eukaryota; Fungi; Ascomycota; Sordariomycetes; Hypocreales; Nectriaceae. Gene Ontology annotation, molecular function: acid phosphatase activity; non-membrane spanning protein tyrosine phosphatase activity. The transcript has 3 exons. The record is from RefSeq and is a predicted model, not a curated record.